AUGGGUCGGACCGUCGACCAGGAAGUUCACGCGGCGUUCGUCGAGUUCCGCGCCAAGGAAGACGAUAAGUGUCUUUCCGUCCAGUGUAUCUACUGCCAGCAGAUUCGCGCAAAGAACACCUCACGCCAGAAGCAGCACCUGCUCGAGUGUCCCGGUCUCCGCGGCCACACCAACCCCCAGGCCCAGUCCCAGUCCGCCCCCUCUGCCCCGAAUGGCAUCGCCGCUGCCAAUGGAUACCCUCCCACCCCCAAUGGUGCUGCGGCCACCGCGCCGGGUGCUGCUCCGGGGCCUGGUGCUCUCGCGACUCCCAACGGUCCCAUGAUGUCCAACGGUGUCAAUCCUCAUGCUACCCCGAUGCAGACGCCAUUGCAGAACAUGCAGAGUCGCGCCUCUCUCCCGACAUCAGGCCCGGCCGGAACCGCCUCCACCGUCUCUGCCACCCAGCAGGCAGCUCGUGCCACUCCCAAAGCGAAGCCUAAGAACUCGACCUCGAACCUUCCUGCCCCUCCCCUCGAUGACGUUCAUGCCGCGUUCGUGGAGUUCCGUGCCAAAGAAGAAGACAAGUGUCUGUCCGUUCAAUGCAUCUAUUGCCAGCAGGUCCGCGCAAAGAAUACCAGCCGUCAACGUCAGCACUUGUUGGAAUGCCCCACCUACCUCAGUGUUAUGAAAGAUUCGAUCCCCGCAAACAACCUUCUUCAUACCUUCCCCGAAGGCGACGUGGCGCGUUCCCUGCAGAUCCCCGCGCCUACCCUGGAGCUGGACUUCCGCAUGAGCAUUAAGAUGAACCCGAAGGUGUCGGUAGGUGAGAGUAUUUGGGGUCAACGUGAUUGGGUAACAUUCGUCGGUGGUCAGUGGGCUGGUCGAUGGGGUAAGGGUGUCGUUCUGCCUGGAGGACAAGACUCGCAGGUCGUGACCAAGGAAUCUUCUACACAUCUUCGAGCGAGCUACAUGCUCCAGACCGCCGACGAUCCCCCCGCAUACAUUGUCGUGAAGACCAACGGCUGGUUGACCGGAGCCAAGGACAUUCUGGACAAGGUCAACGACCCCGGUAUGGCGGAUAGCAUCAACCCCAAUACAUACAAAUACCGCAUCAACUUGAACAUGGAAACUGGAGACGAACGUUACGCGUUUUUGAACACUCUGAUGUGGAUUGGAAGUGGCUGCCGCAGGGGCCACGAAGUCAUCUUUGAUGCAUUCCGCGUCAACUAA
Molecule: messenger RNA, 1209 nt
Organism: Aspergillus tubingensis
Lineage: Eukaryota; Fungi; Ascomycota; Eurotiomycetes; Eurotiales; Aspergillaceae
Product: Rad21/Rec8 N terminal domain protein
Exons: 5
Coding region: 1-1209 (402 amino acids)
Source: RefSeq, a predicted model, not a curated record